AUGUCAGAUGCUGAAGCAACAUCUGAUGAAGCUGAAAAGCAGAAAAUGCAGGACAGCGAGGAUGAGGAUGAGGAGAAGCAGAGGAACAGCAGUGAGGAUGCCGAGGCCGGGAUGACUGGACAGUCUCAAGUCUACACUGCAACCAGAGACACUCUUUUCCCAGUGAAGAAAACUCACACCAGAACACACAUAUUGUCACUAGAAUGGGUCUUGGGGAUGAAUCCUUUUCUCCCCGUCUUCACUCUGCAAGACCACGAUCAGCUGGUGGUCCUUUAUGCUGCAGCUAACGUUGGGAUCAUUUAUAAUCACACCUCCAACUCCCAACACAUACUUCAGGGUCACUCCAACCCCAUCUCAUGUAUGUGUGUGAGUGAAGACAGACGCUGGGUUGCCACAGCAGACAAGGGGUCGAAAAGCAUGGUGAUCAUAUGGGACUCCUACUCUGGUAUUCCUGUGCAUACACUGUUCGAUUGUCAGUCGGACAAAGGUGUCACUGCAAUGGCGUUUUCAAGAGACACAAAACAUCUGGUAACCAUUGGGGCCGAAGAAGUUCAAUGUGUGUGUAUCUGGGAUUGGACCAAUGAAACACGUGAGCCUCUGUGGUUUACUGAACUCAACCCUAAACAUGGUUUUCAAGAUUACAUCAUCUUUAAUCCAAACGAUAGCACUCAGCUGGUCAGCAGGAGUAAAAGUCAUCUAUUAUUCUACAGCUCGGCCCAUAGAGGUCUGCGGUACUUUGCCCUAAAGCUCAAGCGGUUCAGUGAUGCUGCCACUUAUGCGAUCAAUGCUACUGAAUUUACUCGGCCUGCUCCUGGCCCUUCUGGAACUGUCAGCAUAUCUGAUGCGUCGCUCAGUCGGUCUAUUUUUCACUGGAGAAAGCCUCAGGUCCUGACAGCCAUUGAAGGCAGCAUCAUGGUGUGGGACGUGAUGGAGGACCUAGUUGCAAACCAGUCCCAACCCAAAGACAGAAUUAGGCUAUUCCGCCUCCAGCAGCACCCGAUCACUGCUCUCACCGUAACUGACGGCUGUAUUGUAACUGCUGAUGCUCAAGGCCAAAUCAUUUUCUAUGAUGAAGAAUUCAAGCUUCUGAUAUGGUACGAUAAAUUCAACCUGGACGCUAUUGUCUCCAUUUCCUUUUCCAAAGAGUGCACAGAGGGAUAUCUGGAGGACUGCACCCUGGAGGCCAAACCACUAAUAAUCAGGAACUUUGUUGUUUCCACAAUCAGUUCCACAGUUGUACAUGUGAACAAACAAAGCAGCAUCCCUCAAAUCUUGCUGCAUGACAACACUGAGCUUCUACCCACGGUGGCCUGCCACCCCCAUCUGCCAGCUGUGGUCAUGGGCACUAAAAGGGGCAUUUUAGAAGUGUGGGACUAUAACAACAAAGUAAUCACUGGCAGCAGGGUCUUUGAGACAGAGACGCAGAUUCAGUGUGUCGCUUUCGACCCUAAAGGAUUAUACCUGGCAGCUGGUUUUGGCAAUGGAGCAGUUCACAUACUGAAUCCCAGCACUUUAAAAAGUGACCCCGAGGAAUGUUUCCAUUACACUGACGACAGCAUCCAUCUCAUCACCUUCUCCUCAGACUCAAAGUAUCUUGCCACUGCGGAUGCUGGAAAAGCAGUGACAGUGUUCCAUUUACAGACUGAUAAUUGGUCUUCACCUCGCUGGAUGUUUUUGGGCAGAUAUCGCUCUCACUACAAGCCCAUCAAAGACCUUCUUUUUGGAGUUCACCUGGACAGCAUGCAACCCAGGCUGCUCUCUCUGGGAAUGGACCGCCAACUGGUGGAGUAUGACCUGGAAAACAGCACCGUGAACCAGCUCCUCAUUUUGAGCUCAGAGUGCAUUGAGCAAAGUGCUGUGCCGAUGUGCAUGACUUGGUAUCCACCCCUCUCCAAGGAGCAGUUUCUUCUUAUUGCCUCAGACCAGUACAAGAUGAAGCUUUUCAACAGUACAACAAAGAUGUGCAGAAAGACUCUUCUCGGCCCAACAUACGGUUCUCCCAUUAAGCAAAUAGUGGUUCUUCCCAAGUCUAAAGAACCUGAGACAAACUCAUAUUACCUGGCAUUCAUCACAGAGGACAAGGUGGGUCUCCAGAUUUUACCUCUGGAUGGGAAUCCCUACAAGUCGAAUGCUUUGCUCUGCCAUCCGACAGGGGCGUCCGCUUUAGCCUGCUCCUACGACGGCCGAUUUCUUUUUACUGCAGGAGGAUCGGACUGCACUGUCCUCAUGUGGGAAAUAAACUUAAAUGUGAUGGAGGCAGCAGCUGCCUUGGGUGGAAAGGACCUCACACCAUUUUACACUCUCUUAGAUGGAGGAAAAGGGGGCAAGUUCUACAGGGAGAUGGAGGACUUUUUCUACUACUGCCAAAUCCGUCAUCAAGGCCUGGACUCAGUGGAUAAACGGCAAGUGUCGACAAAAAUUCCCUUGUCCGAGGUGCCUUCUCUGAUGAGAGCUUUGGCCUACUUCCCUACUGAGCGAGAGAUAGAAGACAUGCAAAAUGAGGUCAAGUUCAGCAAGUAUGCCGAAACAAAAAAAUAUGUAACUGACAUUGACCUGGAGGAGUUUAUCAAGCUGUAUGUGAACCAUCGGCCAGCCUUCGAUACUUCCAGCAAUGAGCUUGUUCAAGCUUUUCGCGUCCUUGGUGACUGCCACAGCACAGGGCAGCCUGUUCUGCAGAGAUGUGAGCUGCUGGAACUGCUACAGCUUCGAGGAGAACAUAUGACCAAGGAAGAGGUGGCAGAGUGUUUUACCGCAAUUUUAGGCCUCAAUGAAGAGAAGGAAGAAGAAGGAGCAGGAUGUUCUGAGCACGACAAAUCUGAUAGUGAAGAACAUUCACCGGAGGAUGCGAUUCCAAAUGAGAUCUCUGCGGAGACAUUUACAGGCUACAUCCUGGGCUUCCUGUCAUCAGCAGAGCAGACUGGCAGUUCUCCUCCUCCAGAGUGAUGAAAGCAAC
Stegastes partitus (bicolor damselfish) is the source of this 2953-nucleotide messenger RNA. RefSeq names its product cilia and flagella associated protein 251 (gene cfap251). Gene Ontology annotation, cellular component: sperm flagellum. Gene Ontology annotation, molecular function: protein binding. The record is from RefSeq and is a predicted model, not a curated record. Lineage: Eukaryota; Metazoa; Chordata; Actinopteri; Pomacentridae. The transcript is spliced from 20 exons. Bases 1 to 2943 code for a protein of 980 amino acids.